Molecule: messenger RNA, 2354 nt
Organism: Cadophora gregata
Lineage: Eukaryota; Fungi; Ascomycota; Leotiomycetes; Helotiales; Ploettnerulaceae
Exons: 9
Coding region: 573-2171 (532 amino acids)
Biological process (GO): amino acid transport; transmembrane transport
Cellular component (GO): membrane
Molecular function (GO): transmembrane transporter activity
Source: RefSeq, a predicted model, not a curated record
CAUGGCGGCACCUCUCACACUCUGCACAGAGGAGAGAGGAGAGGACAGUUACUAGUACGAGUACUGAGACUGAGUAGUGCAGCUGAGUAACAAAGGAACGAAGUGACUUCGUAAGGAUCGGCCCCCAAAGGUGGGCAGUGCGCAUGGGCAGGGCACGGCACGGGCAUGUGCAUGUGCAGACACAUAAACUACCUACUCUACCUACCUGUCCAGUACUGUACGAUGACGACAGGGACGAUUGUCUCGGCGACGUCAAAACCGCGUUACGUAUGAAGAACAACGCCUUUGGAUGUGAGGGUGUCAUAGUCUCAUACUCGUAGGACACUUCUGCACUUCUGCUGGGACACAAGCUACUUCUUGUCCUUGCAUUGGUUAGUUGUCGGAUCAGGUCAGAUCAGCGGUUAUCAGAAGCUGCUACACUUGGAAACCUAGUGUGGAUGGAGUUCGGAGCGAAGAAUAAGCUUUGCUUGGAGAUCUGCUCUUGUGUCUUGAUUCACUUCACUUCUUGAACCUGCCCUCCGCUCACAGGGAACCUGCCUCGGAGAUCCAACGCCUCGAUCGACAACGCAAACAUGCCGCCAACUCCUGAAACCGAUGCUGAUGCGGCUCAAUUGGCUGCUCUUGGGCACAAGAGCGAAUUAAACCGUAAUUUCUCCCCUUUGGCAAUGCUGGGUCUGGCAUUUGCAAUUCUCAACUCCUGGACUGCACUUGCUGCGAGCUUGUCUUUGGCAUUGCCGAGUGGAGGGCCGACCUCCGUUCUCUGGGGAUUGAUCACUGCUGGUAUCUGUAAUUUGGCUCUGGCAGUAUCUCUGGCGGAGUUUCUAUCCGCAUAUCCAACUGCGGGCGGACAAUAUCAUUGGGUUGCGGUGAUAAGUUGGAAGCCCUGGGUACCCCUUCUUCGCUGGAUCACAGGAUGGAUCAACGUCAGUGGCUGGAUAGCUCUCAUCUGCUCCGGAGGUCUUUUGGGUAGCCAACUUAUUAUCGGUGUCAUAUCACUCAUGCACCCCGACUUUAUUCCUCACAGAUGGCACCAAUUCCUCAUUUAUAUUGGAUAUACUUUAUUCGCCUUUGUCGUGAAUUCUUUUCUGACCGGGUCAUUACCCAUUAUCACGAGAACGGCUUUCAUCUGGUCUAUUACUGGAUUCGUCGUCAUUUCCAUCGCUGUUCUUGCUUGUGCCUCGCCAGAUUAUACUUCUGCAGAUUAUGUCUUCACCGAAUUCAUCAAUGAAACGGGAUGGCCCGAUGGAAUUGCCUGGCUCUUGGGCUUACUGCAGGGAGGCCUUGCAUUAACUGGAUUUGACGCAGUAGCGCACAUGAUUGAAGAGAUUCCUAACGCAGCAGUUGUUGGACCACGGAUCAUGUUUAUAUGUGUCCUGAUUGGGGUUUUCACUGGCUUCAUAUUUUUGAUAGUAUUACUUUUCGUGGCUGGCAAGAUCGAUGGCCCUGAUGGUGUCAUUGAGUCAUCUGCAGGGCCGUUGCUGCAGAUAUUCUAUAAUGCGACUAGAAACAAGGCCGGAGCAAUUUGUCUCCUCAUAUUUCCCCUCGUAUGUCUGCUUUUUGCUACAACAAGUAUUAUGACUACUUCGAGCCGAAUGACAUAUGCAUUUGCCAGAGAUGGAGGCCUUCCCAUAUCCCGUGUAUUUGCAAAGGUACAUCCUAAGCUUGGGCUGCCUCUCAAUGCUCUCUUCCUCAAUGUCGUACUGGUGUUGUUAUUUGGCUGCAUCUUCCUCGGGUCCAGCAGUGCAUUCAACGCCAUCAUCUCAGCCUCAGUAGUCGCGCUUGGAGUCUCUUACGGUAUACCGAUCGCUAUCAACUGCAUUCGUGGACGGAAGAUGCUUCCCGACACAAGGCCUUUUAAGUUGUCAGCUCUCGUUGGUUGGACUGCAAAUUUGAUUGGUAUUGGUUACGUGAUUAUCACGACGAUCCUCUUCCUAUUCCCUCCGGAACUUCCUGUCACAGGAACCAACAUGAACUACUGUGGUGUCGUCUUCUCCAUCAUUCUCGUGAUAUCCAUCGUCCAAUGGUUCGUGGAUGGGAAGAAAAACUUUAGCGGCCCACGUAUCAACCUUGACAAUCUCCAGAAUGGGGCCGUGGUUGGUAUGGAUCCGACUUUGUCGGCGGAGCAGGCUUCGAAUUUUAAUGUAUGUAAAGAUGCUCCAGGUAUGAAGUAAAACGCAUGAGAAGGUUUUAUUAAGUUAAGGCGUGCCUGGAUCUGACGGUCGGCACAGCGGACUGCUGUGCAUUUAAGAAACAAUUGUGUAGCAAACUUGGACGGGUGCGCUGAUCUCAUUGCCGGCGUGCACUCCUCGGAAUUGGUGACUCUCAAGUAUUUCAAAUGGCUCUUAGGUACCCGU